Messenger RNA from Hansenula anomala, 1014 nucleotides. RefSeq lists its product as uncharacterized. Gene Ontology annotation, cellular component: cytoplasm. NCBI's taxonomy places the organism in Eukaryota, Fungi, Ascomycota, Saccharomycetes, Phaffomycetales, Wickerhamomycetaceae. Gene Ontology annotation, biological process: import into nucleus. The coding region runs from base 1 to 1014 and encodes 337 amino acids. The record is from RefSeq and is a predicted model, not a curated record. The transcript has a single exon.
AUGGAACAAAUCGAAAACCAAUCAGUCAAACCAGAACAAGUCCCAGAACAAUCACCAAAUCCAAUUGUUGAAAAAUCAACUCAAGCAGAAGAACAUUUGAAUGUUACAGAAGAACCAAUGAUUGAAAGGGCCCAAGCACAAGAUGAUGUUCAAAUUAGAGCCCCAAGCAGUAUCUUGAUUGUUGGUGCUACUGGAUUAGUUGGUCUUAGAUUCAUUAAAUAUGUCCAAAGAAUUGCCACAGAAGAACAAACAAUUUAUGUUUUGACCCGUCGUCGCUUAUUUAGAGAACAUCCUGGAGUUAUUGUUAAAAUUACCGAAGUUGAAAACUGGCCAGCAGAAAUUGCAUUGAUUCCAAAUUUAACAACUGUUUAUUCAGCUCUUUCAUUCAGAUCAAAUAAUAUGUAUAUCGAUAGUCAAUCUGCAGGAACUAAUGAUGAAUUUUACCUUGUCCAUAAUAAUAUGAAUUAUCAAAUUGCCAUUGCUGCUAAAGAAGCUGGUGUUUCAACUUUUAUCUUUACUAGUCAUUUCAGUGUUAGUUAUCCUAUUCCAAGAUUAUUGAUGAGAAGAACUAAAAUGAGAAAUGCAAUUGAAAAAAACCUUGAAGCUUUAGAUUUUGAUAGAUUAAUCAUUCUUAGACCUGGUCCAUUGUUUGGUGUUAGAGAGAAAACCGGAACUUUGAAAGGAUUUUCAUUCACUAGUGUUCUUAGCUCUAUGAAUAAAGUUUUAAAUGAGCCAUUGUAUUUGAUUGAUCCUGUUGCACCUUUGAAUACAAUGAACUUUGCUACAAGUGUUGCCAAGACUGCUGCUAUCAGAGCUAACGGUGAAGCUACAGGUAAAGUUGAAAUUUAUAAUCAAUGGAUGAUCAUGAUGGGUGCAAUGGAUUAUAAUAUGUUUAAUGCAAAUCGUUUGUUAGGUUUGGCUAUGGAAGCUUUUGAAAAAUAUGAUCAAGAUGGGGUCUUGAUUCAUUCUGAUGAAUUCCACUACGAGAUGAAUAUUGAUAUAAACUCACAUUAA